Molecule: messenger RNA, 324 nt
Organism: Arctia plantaginis
Lineage: Eukaryota; Metazoa; Arthropoda; Insecta; Lepidoptera; Erebidae
Source: the annotation of a GenBank genome assembly
AUGGAUGUGAUGCGUAAUAUAACUUUGGAAAGAGAGAAGUUCUACGCAACCCACGACUUCAAGAACUUAGCGAAAAUUGAUACCGUGGAUUUGGUGUACACGUGGAAGAUGGAUUUCAAUCGCAGCAUGUUGGGUGCUGCAACACUUCUCAUGCCCAAAACCACAGCGUCACCGUCAUCGAACACUAUGCCGACCUGGGCACAUAACUCCUGGGUGUGUCUCUUCGCAGCUAUGCUGGUCGUCGCUAUUGGCGGCAAUGUUAUUGUUAUAUGGAUAGUCACAGGUCAAAAUUUAAGUCACGUGAAUAAGGACACCUUGGCUUGA